GAAUAUUCAUAUUGGUAUAUAAAGUGAUACGUGCCAACCAGUGGCAUAGUCCAGUUACAACAAGCAAACAGGAACAAUGGCAGCUAAAUUAAUCGUCGUUCUGUCCUUGGCGGUGGCCGCCUCAGCUGUCCCCUUGGGUCCUAUCGCUAAGGUCGUCUAUGCUGAGCCAGAGGCACCAGCUCACUACGACUUCGAAUAUUCAGUGCACGAUGACCACACCGGCGACGUGAAACAACAAAAGGAGAGUCGCGCUGGUGAUGCUGUGCAGGGUUUCUAUUCUCUAGUCCAACCUGAUGGCGUCCAACGCAUUGUCGAAUACUCAUCUGAUAAAGUGAACGGAUUUAAUGCUGUUGUACGGUACGAAGGUCAUCCUACUCCUGCUCCCGUUGCCAAGAUCGCGUACGCCGCUCCUGUUGCCAAGAUCGCCUACGCCGCCCCUGUCGCUAAGGUCGCCUAUACUGCGCCCGUAGCAAAGGUCGCCUACAGCGCCCCUGUGGCCUAUGCUGCUCCAGUAGCGAAGGUCGCAUAUGCCGCACCCGUCGCUAAAGUCGCCUACGCUGCUCCUGUCGCUAAGGUCGCCUACGCCGCCCCCGUCGCCAAGGUCGCCUACGCCGCACCUGUCGCUCACGUGUCCUACUCUUCCCCCGUUAUCUCUUACCAACACUAAACUGUGAUAAGUUCCUGAGGCUAUUAUUUAUUUAAAUGGAUAGUUGCUAAUAAAUUAUUUAUUUCGUUUA
Galleria mellonella (greater wax moth) is the source of this 737-nucleotide messenger RNA. Its product is annotated as cuticle protein 8-like. Lineage: Eukaryota; Metazoa; Arthropoda; Insecta; Lepidoptera; Pyralidae. Bases 77 to 667 code for a protein of 196 amino acids. Gene Ontology annotation, cellular component: extracellular matrix. The record is from RefSeq and is a predicted model, not a curated record. The transcript is spliced from 2 exons.